Messenger RNA from Fomitopsis serialis, 1551 nucleotides. Its product is annotated as cytochrome P450. The record is from RefSeq and is a predicted model, not a curated record. Gene Ontology annotation, molecular function: monooxygenase activity; oxidoreductase activity, acting on paired donors, with incorporation or reduction of molecular oxygen; iron ion binding. The coding region runs from base 1 to 1551 and encodes 516 amino acids. The transcript has 10 exons. Lineage: Eukaryota; Fungi; Basidiomycota; Agaricomycetes; Polyporales; Fomitopsidaceae.
AUGUAUGCACAAGAGAUCGUCUGCGCGUUGAUUCUCGCCGCUCUGCUACUCCUUCUUGCGCGGAGGAGAAUAGAUCCGCUCCGCCGCAUACCAGCUGUGGGGCUUUCCGCACCCAUCCUAUCCUAUUGGGACGCGUUGAAGUUCUCCGUUCAUGCGCGUGAGAUGCUGCAGGAAGGCUACACCAAGUACAGAGGCUCUGUGUUCAGAGUGCCGCUAAUGGAUCGCUGGCUUGUAGUGGUCAGCGGUGCCGCCAUGAACGAAGAACUCCGGAAAUUGCCUGAUGACCAGAUGUCUUUUCUGGAUGCUGCCGAGGAUCUCUUACAGGCGAAGUACACGAUCGCAAUGGACAUCCUUAGAAAUCCGAUACACAUCCCGGUCAUCCGCGGACCUUUCACCCGCAACUUGGCUGCCUUCCUGCCAGAUGUCGCAGAUGAGAUCGCGUCCGCAGUCCAAGAGGCAGUUCCUGACGCAGGAGAUGAUUGGGUUGGCGUCGUCGCAUCCCCUGCCAUGGCGCGUGUCGUCUGUCGGGCGAGCAACCGGGUCUUCGUUGGUCUUCCUAUGUGCCGGAACCCAGAAUUCCUAGAGAUUGUCUUGAACUACACCAAAGAUGUCGGCAAAAGUCGGUUCAUCAUGGCCCUCACGCCGAUCCUAUUCAAGCCCAUCGUGGGCAGUUUACUGCCUUGGUCUAAGAAUACUCUCAAGAAGAUCGCCGUGCUAGUGGGACCUCUAGUCGACGAAACGUUCCGGCAAUUCGAGGAUCACGGAAAGAAAUGGGAAGACAGACCUAAAAACCUGCUGACCUGGUUAACGGAAGAAGCCAAAGCUGCCGGCCACGGGCCCGAAACCGUCAUCUCCGCGCUGCUGUCGAGCAACUUCACCGCCAUACACACAUCGGCUAUCAGCGUGACGCAUGCCCUGUAUCACAUUGCUGCCUGUCCCGAGUUCAUCCCGCCGCUCCGCAAAGAGAUCGAGGUGGCCGUCAACAAGCAUGGCUGGGGUAAACAAGCCAUCGGUGAAAUGUGGAAACUAGACAGCUUCAUGCGGGAGUCCCAGCGCGUCAACGGCACGAGCGGCGUGUCUGUCAUGCGCAAGGCCCUCGUAGACCUCAGGCUGGCCGACGGGACCGUGAUACCUGCGGGCACACUGCUUUGUGCAGCCGCGGACGCGACGCACUGCGACGACGAGAACUACGAGGACGCUGGCGUGUUCAGACCGUUCCGCUUCUCCGACAUGAGCGCGUCGGAGGAGAGCGAGCGCAUCAAGCACCAAUUCGUCAGCACGUCGCCGGAGUACGUGCCCUUCGGGCAUGGCAAGCAUGCCUGGUACGUCGUCCAUGCUUCUCAGGAAUUCUCGCUCAAUAUGAAGCACAGCCCUGGUCGCUUCUUCGUGGGUAAUGAACUGAAGAUGAUCAUCGCAUAUCUUGUCCUCAACUACGACAUGAAGUUUGAGGACGACGGGCCCCGCCCGCCGAACAAGUGGUUAUCGGUCACCGUUAUCCCUGAUCCGAAUGCUAAGGUUUACUUCCGCAAGAGACAAACGGGCAGCGUAUAG